UCCUGAUCGGCCAGGCACCGGCCACUCUCUCACCUAAGGGGCUGCUGGUGGCUUUGGGCUGCUCACCAUGGCUUUCCACAGGCACACAGGGCCUGGCAGCUACACCGUGGGCACCAUGUCGGAGCGCUUCGACUGCCACUACUGCCGGGAGCCGCUGCAGGGCAAGAAGUACGUGCAGAAGGAGGGGCGGCACUGCUGCGUCAAGUGCUUCGACAAGAUCUGCGCCAACACCUGCAUCGAGUGCAAGAAACCCAUCGGGGCCGACUCCAAGGAGCUGCACUUCAGGAACCGCUACUGGCACGACAGCUGCUUCCGCUGCUUCAAGUGCUACACGUCCCUGGUCAACGAGCCCUUCAUGCUGAGGGAGAACAACAAGGUCUGGUGCAGCAACUGCACAGCUGCUGAGGAUGCACCCAGGUGUAAGGGCUGCUUCAAGCCUAUUAUUGCAGGAGACCAAAACGUCGAGUACAAGAAGAUGGUCUGGCACAAGGACUGUUUCACUUGCAGCCAGUGCAAGAAAGUGAUUGGAUCUGGGAGCUUCUUCCCCAAGGAUGAUGACUUCUACUGUGUCUCCUGCCACGAGCUUAAGUUUGCCAAGACCUGUGCUAAAUGCAAGAAUCCCAUCACUUCUGGAGGCCUCACUUACCAGGAACAGCCUUGGCAUUCCGAGUGUUUCAUCUGCUCCAACUGCAAGAAGCAGCUGGGUGGGAAGCGCUUCACCGCCGUGGAGGAUCAGUUCUACUGCGUGGAAUGCUACAAGGAGUGCGUGGCCAAGAAGUGUGCUGGCUGCAAGAACCCCAUCACAGGAUUUGGAAGAGGAACCAGUGUGGUUAACUACGAGGAUGAGUCCUGGCACGAUUACUGUUUCAAGUGCACGAGGUGUGCCCGGGGCCUGGCCAACAAGCGCUUUGUCCGCCACGACGGAAAGAUUUACUGUGCCGAGUGCCCCAAGCGCCACUAG
Molecule: messenger RNA, 961 nt
Organism: Dryobates pubescens (Downy woodpecker)
Lineage: Eukaryota; Metazoa; Chordata; Aves; Piciformes; Picidae
Gene: FHL1
Product: four and a half LIM domains 1
Exons: 6
Coding region: 68-961 (297 amino acids)
Biological process (GO): muscle organ development
Molecular function (GO): transmembrane transporter binding
Source: RefSeq, a predicted model, not a curated record